AUAUAUGUACGUUAAAAUGGAUUGACUUAUAAUGUCAGAAGACGCAGGGGCGAUCUCACUUCAGAUUCAUUCUGGAGGAAGUGGUUAUGUAGACUCCGAAAAAGCGGAGCUUCUAGACGUCAAACACAGGGUGCAGUUGACCGUGGCUGUGAGGUUAAGGAGGGCCGCCAUUGUUGUGUCCUGGCUCUCCGUCCUAUUUGGGUUUACUCAGGGUGUCACGGCAGUCGCUUUUGCUUUAAAACUCAGCAGUGACACGCUGUUUGGAUUUGGACUUAAUGCAAUAUUAGACAGCACAUCAUCUAUUGUGGUAUUAUGGCGAUUUCACAGCAAAGAUCUCUACUCCGAGAGCCGAGAACGAAAGGCCUGUUUUAUUAUAGCCAUUUUAUUUGUGGUGUCCAGCACCAGUUUACUGACGAUGUCCAUUGUUACACUGGUCAAAGAAACCAAAGAAAAACAGCUUGUGACACUGAGCAUACUGUCCUUGGUCAAUGGCUGUUCUAACCUUGUAUUAGGGAUUAUAAAGUUUGGUAUAGGAUACAAACUGGAGAGUAAAUCGUUGAUGACAGAUAGCGUAAUCACGUUUGUCGGCGCCGUGAUAAGCUUUUCGGCUUUCCUAGCCAUAGACCUGUAUGAGCAUAACUCCUCUCUUUGGUAUAUAGACAAUGUGUUCGGUGUUGGCUGCAGUUUAUUCCUGUAUUUAUUUGCCAUUAGAUUAUUCUGCCAGUUUUGCAGCAGCGGAUCAUCUGUGCAAUCAUGAAUGCUAACACGUUUGAUAUAAACUACCCCAGUGAAUAAACUGCCAGUAACAUGAUUCGAAAAUCAAUGGCAUUUUGUUAUUUUUCAUAAAACUAAUAACUAUACAAGGUAUUAUCUGUUGUCUGAUAUGCUCUUUUCUUCAACUUAUACAUGCAAAUCCAUUAUUUAUUGCUAAAAAGAUUUAUGAUAGCAUAUUUCUGUGCCUAUCUAUAAGUUUAUUCUCUACAGCACUUAUAUCAACAAGCAAUGUACAUGUAUCUAUAUCAACAAGCAAAAUAGCUAUGUUAAAAUAAAACAAAACAUUACAUGUUACAAUUCCUUCAUAUACAGUUGAACUUCGGUAUCGUGAACACGGAUAUCUCGGAUAUGUCGAAGUCAUUUUAAAGUCCCAACUGCUUAUUCCUUCAGUAUUUUACCGUGUAUAUCUCGAAUCCACGGAUAUCUCGAAGUAUUUUCUCGGACCCUUCGAGUUCGAGAUAACGAGGUUUGGCUGUAUAUCUUACGGUAUAAUGUUGGCUUUUACGU
Saccostrea echinata is the source of this 1281-nucleotide messenger RNA. RefSeq names its product transmembrane protein 163a-like. The transcript is spliced from 8 exons. NCBI's taxonomy places the organism in Eukaryota, Metazoa, Mollusca, Bivalvia, Ostreida, Ostreidae. The record is from RefSeq and is a predicted model, not a curated record. Gene Ontology annotation, cellular component: membrane. Bases 32 to 757 code for a protein of 241 amino acids.